CAAACAACAAGCACAAAGGUUAAGGCAAAAGCCACUUCCCCUCCUUGCCCAGUGCUUAAGGAAAUGAGACAACAGAGACCAGGGCCACAUACAUCACACGAACUAAUCAGCGAGCCUCAGAGUUGCACAGCAAAGACCUGAAGCAGAGGCAGCGGCUCAGUUCCUCCAAGACAGACAGAAUAAAAGAUCUUCCUGGAGAGAAAAUCUGCUGAAAGCAGUAUCGCUCCUGUCUGCGGAGAGAAGCAGAGAAAUGAGGAUUUUCCUUAUCCUGUCGUGGAUGGCUUUUGCAGGUUGCAUGGCAGUGACAGGCCCCCAGACGGUGACGGGCCCUGAAGGUGGGUCGGUGUCCGUGACAUGCAGGUACAACAAGGGCUAUGAGAAGUAUGGGAAGUUCUGGUGUAGGGAAGGAUAUUCUCUCCGCUGUCUCAAUGGGGAGCACAUCCUGGAGACCAACGGGUUGGAGGCCAAGGUGCGAAAUGGCCACUUCUCCCUCCAGGACAACCACAGCCUGAGUGCGUUCACGGUUACCAUGGAGCACCUGAGCAAGACGGAUGCUGGCACCUACCACUGCGGGGUGCUGAGGACU
Gavialis gangeticus (Gharial) is the source of this 586-nucleotide messenger RNA. RefSeq names its product CMRF35-like molecule 2. The transcript is spliced from 2 exons. The record is from RefSeq and is a predicted model, not a curated record. Gene Ontology annotation, cellular component: plasma membrane. Lineage: Eukaryota; Metazoa; Chordata; Crocodylia; Gavialidae. Gene Ontology annotation, molecular function: transmembrane signaling receptor activity. The annotation marks the transcript as partial.